AAAACCACAGACGUGUCAUAUAUUAAAUAUUUGACAUUUUCACUGCCCACUAGAUUUAAAAGUAUAUUGGUACCUUAUUAGUUUUCGAAUUUUAUAAUGAAUAAAAUAAUCACAAAUUUCAUUAUAUUAAUAUUUUAUAUAUCAUCAUGUAACUCAACAAUAUUUGAAAGUGAUUCGUGUUAUACUUUUGGAAGCGGCAAUGUUUUUCCCGGUGGUGCAAGAAAGAUUGAUCAUAAACUACAAUUUACUAAAGCCAUGAUCUCAAAACCGGCUCCGGAGUGGGAGGCGACGGCGAUAGUUAACGGAGAAGUUACACAGCUUUCAUUAUCCAGUUUUAAAGGAAAAUACUUGGUAUUUUUCUUUUAUCCAUUGGAUUUCACAUUUGUAUGUCCUACUGAAAUUUUAGCAUUCUCUGAAAGGAUAGAGGAAUUUAAAAAAAUUAAUACUGAGGUAGUGGCUUGUUCAGUAGACUCUCAUUUUACUCACCUUGCUUGGAUCAAUACACCUCGUAAAGAGGGUGGACUCGGUAAAAUUAACAUACCUCUCCUUAGUGAUCUUACACAUUCUAUUGCUAAAGAUUAUGGAGUAUAUUUAGAAGAUUUGGGACACACAUUGAGAGGAUUAUUUAUUAUUGAUGAUAAAGGAAUUCUGAGACAAAUUACAAUGAAUGAUUUGCCCGUGGGAAGAUCAGUAGAUGAGACAUUGAGAUUGGUUCAAGCAUUCCAGUAUACUGACAACCAUGGUGAAGUAUGCCCCGCUGGCUGGAAACCAGGGCAGGAUACUAUCAUACCUAAUCCAGCUGAAAAGAGGAAAUAUUUUGAAAAAGUAGCAGACUAAUUAAUAAAUAAGGAUUUUUUGUUCUUACUGAUGAUAACGACAAUUAAUAAUUUCAAGGUUCUGAUAAAAUAUUGAAAUCAAAAGAUAUCUUUUAUGUAACUGCUGAUAAUGUAACAUUUUACCAAUUAUGGAUUAUUUUUAUAACACACUAAUAAAAAAAAUAUAAAAUAAUUUAGACGUAAGUGUAAAUUUAUAUAUUUAUAUAUCUAUUUUAUAUUAUAAAAGUAUCUGUAAGAUAGAACAACAGAUAAUAUUUCCAGAAAAUACUCAAAACACACAAUUAUUCUACUGUAAAACAAUUAUAUCCAGUGUUAAGACUGAUAUGAAGCUUUGCAUUUUAUUCUUAUUAAAGUAAGUUUGGGAGUGGUAUGUCUAAUAUACAAUUAUUUUUAA
This is a messenger RNA of Nymphalis io (European peacock), 1230 nucleotides long. RefSeq names its product peroxiredoxin-4 (gene Prx4). Gene Ontology annotation, cellular component: endoplasmic reticulum; cytosol. Gene Ontology annotation, molecular function: thioredoxin peroxidase activity. NCBI's taxonomy places the organism in Eukaryota, Metazoa, Arthropoda, Insecta, Lepidoptera, Nymphalidae. The record is from RefSeq and is a predicted model, not a curated record. Bases 97 to 837 code for a protein of 246 amino acids. Gene Ontology annotation, biological process: cell redox homeostasis; cellular response to stress; response to oxidative stress. The transcript is spliced from 4 exons.